Messenger RNA from Cuscuta epithymum, 2690 nucleotides. The record is from the annotation of a GenBank genome assembly. NCBI's taxonomy places the organism in Eukaryota, Viridiplantae, Streptophyta, Magnoliopsida, Solanales, Convolvulaceae.
UCUACUUUUUAUCCCAUGAAAGGAAAUUACAGAUUUACAGGGAGUAAAUCCCAUUAUGUUCACUAACUUCCCUCCCUUCUGUGUUCUGUGUGACAUUCUUCUAUUCGAGAACUCACUGUACUUCAUGUCCAGGUAUUUCAUUUUCACCGAACCUCAUAACACAUUCUUAAACAAAUGUGAUGUCUUCAUUCGAUUAACUAGAUAUGUAAUACAAUUAUUAGAUGUUUUUUUAUCAUCAUAAAUUAAUUCUUAGAUCUAUGGUGAAAAAUCUCAAUCUAAACGACUCUACAUAUCUUUUAUUUUCCUUGCGUUUUGGAAUAUACGUUUGGAAUAUUACUCUGGAAUUUUAUGUUUGAGAUCCUACAUGCUUUGUAUUUAGAAUAGACUGAUAGCCUGUCUAUGAGUGUGUGUGUGUAUAUCUGUGUAUUUCUAGUUCUUAAGAUUUGGAGUCGGAUCUACUUUAAAUACCUGUAUUUAAAGUUUAACUAUAACAUUAGAAAUCUGCAUUUUGUUAUCUUUUUGGUAUUGAUUAGGCUAAAGAAAAUUUCAAGCAGAGAUGUUGGAUUGCUGGUGUGAAAAAGUGAACAUCUCGAAGUUCAAUAUAGAUUACAAGCAAGAUCUAUUUUCACCCCUCCAUUAUUUGGCUGGAAUUUGCAAAGAACUUAAUUUUGUUUUCAGGCACAGAGUCAUAACACAAUAAGUGGUGUAGUUAGAAUUUUGCAUCAAGUGUUUUUCAGGCCAGCAAAUAAUUUUAUGAGCAAAGUGGACAACUCCCAUGCCCCAUACUACGUUAAACUUUCACCGGGAAAAUUGGCAAAGUAAACUGCAUUGCAUAUUUGCAUUAUAGUAUAUUGAAAGAAGGAAUCAGCAGCACCUGAUAUGGCUGAUGGUGAACAACUCAAGAAGUAUGGGGUCCCAAUUUAUGGAGCUGCAUGGGUCCCAUCCGGCGCCAUCACAUAUGCUCCUGAGCCGAAGCCGGAGGAAGAUGGAGAUAGUAUGGCCCCCGCUGACAAGUUGCCUUCGCUUGCUGCUGACAACUAUAUUGUCCUUGCUGGAGGGGGUGGUGAAGGGCGUAGCGGCGUCCCAAAUGCUAUCCUCCUUGUUCAAUUUAACCCCGACUCCCAUAUCCUAUCCAACCAACCAGUGGCAAGGCUUGGAACUGGUACUGAUGUGCCUUACAGGAUGGCGGUCCACCCUGGAGGAGAAGGUCUUAUUUGUUCUUUACCUAAAAGUUGCAGGUUGUUUGAGUGGGAUGCGAGCAAUAUCACAGAUGAGGGUGCUUUGGCUCUAAAGUCAUCUGAUAGAGUUCUUAAGCAUUUGGAAGACAUUGAGAUGCAAUUAGCACUUACAUUUAACAAUGAGGGUUCCCUACUUGCUGUUGGUGGUGAGGAUGGCAAGCUUAGAGUUUUCAAAUGGCCAAGCAUGGAAAUUAUUAUUGAUGAGCCCAAGGAUCGUUCUUCUGUAAAAGAUUUAGAUUUCAGCCCUGAUGGAAAAUUUCUUGUAUCUCUGGGAAGUGGCUGUUGUAGGGUCUGGGAUGUCUCAACAUUAACAUUGGUGGCCUCUUUGCAGAAGAAAAAUGAUGAGAUGUUUGGAUUUUGUAGGUUCUCACAAAGUAGUAAGAACCAGACCAUCUACGUCACUGCUUCACAUGGAAAAGGAGGAAGUAUUGUGGUGUGGAACACCACUACAUGGAAGAGGAUGAACUCAAAGCUUGUUGUCUCUCUUCCGAUUUCAGCAUUUGAUGUUUCAGCUGAUGGGAAGCUCCUAGCAAUUGGGACCACUCAGGGUGAGGUCCGGGUCUUGAGUUCUGAAAAUAUGCGAGUGCUGAUGACGGUUAAGAAAGCACAUAUGGGUAUACCAACCAAAGUAACAUUCUCCAAGGAUUCAAGGGCUUUGCUCUCUGCCUCAAUGGAUUCAAGUGCAAGGGUGACACUUAUCAGGGACAAUGACAAUGAAAAUAGUGGGUUCAGUUUCUGGAUGGUAGUUUUUGUCAUUUUAUUGGCAAUAGCUGUGUACUAUGCAAAACAGGAAGGGAAGCUUUCAUGGCAGCACAAUUUCCCAUUCAAGUUCUAGAGUAAAGUUUUACUGCUGGCAUUACAUUUUGAUAAUUUUCCGCCAUCGCCCUUUGUUAUUGACAACAGUUGAGGUUCUUCUCCCAUUCCCAGGACAGUUGAUUUAUGUGAAACUGAAACCGCACAUUGUACUCUGUUCCUGUAUGGAAACUCGAGGUGAUGAAUGGGGGUUGCCUCUCUUAGAAAUAGAUAAAUAAAUAAAUUACACACUUAAAAGUGUAAUGUACUCUGGGGACCAAAUUAUGAUGGGCAUACAUUGUAAGUAACAGUUAUUAACCUUACAAAAAGGUUAUGUUAUGAGAUGCCAAUGGAUUUGACAGCUUUAUAUGGUUGUUGAAUAGAGCACUGUCAAUGUAUUAAAAGCAUACAGUUACACACUACUCGGUACUUUUAUAGACUUGCAUUUGGCGUAAUAUUUGUAAACUAAAAUCUCUAUUUACAGUCCAACCAAACGCGGAAUAGCGUCGGAUAAUAAUUUCCCAAUGAUCUGUAAGUGGAAAUGAUGUAUGGAAACUAUUUCCUCAUUCUCAGUUUAAUUUUCUUUUAAUCCGUGAUUAUAUAAUUCGAAGUACAAAAUGGUGUAUAUUAUUGUAUUGCAUUCUUUGUGUUACAUUCUUU